Molecule: messenger RNA, 1566 nt
Organism: Mesorhabditis belari
Lineage: Eukaryota; Metazoa; Nematoda; Chromadorea; Rhabditida; Rhabditidae
Source: the annotation of a GenBank genome assembly
AUGAAGUCAAAGAAGCUGUUGCUGAGUGGUGGAGAAAAAGUGAAACGCUUUGACGACUUUAUCGUCUUCGGCCGUUACGUGGGAUUGUUCUGUUUCGUGUGCGAGUUCGUCAUUCUCUCACAAUGCGCCACGAUGUUCUAUUUUGUGUAUGCUGGAGCCGCCCCACCAACGGAAACCCUCGUUUGCAAUGGGGACGAGCGAACGCUGGCGUUGACGAACCACGCGAAAUGUAAUCUCGUCCGAAUCGGCAACUGCACACAACCGAAAAUCGACUAUCAAUUCAAAUCGUUACAUGUUGAGUUUAAUCUCUUCUGUGAUCUGGCAAAAACGGUGAAAAAUGUGAUCUCGUUGCAAAUGAUUGGAGUGCUCGUGGGAAGUGUCAUCUUCGGGCAACUCAGCGACUCGUUUGGCAGGAAAACGACUCUCCUCUUCGGUUUGAUCGGCUGCUCGUUAACGCAAAUCAUUUCCGCUUUUGCGCCAACAUUGGGAUGGUUUACGGGGGUUCGAAUCGCUGCCGGUUUCUUCCUUGGCGGAUCGAUUGCAGUGUUCAACGUGUUUUGGGUGGAGAAUCUGCCGACAAAGUCGAGGCUGUGGAUCAGUAUGUUGAUCACCUGGUCACCAAACAUGGCACCGAUCGCUUUGAUCGCUUUUUAUUCGGAAUCGUGGGACGCUUUCUCGAUCACGUUAGGAUCGAUCAUGCUCGUUGCGGCGAUAUUGUUGGCGCUUUUCGUGCACGAGUCUCCUCGAUGGUUGAUUCAAAAGGGGAAAAUCGCCGAGGCUCGAAUCGUCAUGCAAAAAGUAUUCAAGAUGGAUCGACGACCGGAAUCCGGCUUCGAUGAGCUCGAAAAAGUGCUCAUUUAUGAGCACGAGCUCCUUCAAAAGCAACGUGCUAAAGGGAAACACUACUACUAUUAUCAUCUCUUCUCAACUCCGUGGCUCACGAUGAUCACCAUAAUCUUAUCGUUUACAUUCCUAUCCAUUUCGAUCAUCAACUAUGGUAUUAUGUUUAAUUUCGAGCAAAUGAGUGGCUCGAUCUAUAUGAAUAUGGUCUACACGGGUUUGAUUCGCUGGAUCUCCAAUCUGACUUUCGCUUGGUUGGACUAUCGCUACAAAUGGUGUGGCCGGAAAUUCGUGCACUGGUUUGGUCUCCUUUUCAUCGUUCUUCCAUUAGCCCUCGUGAUUUUGGCGCAUUAUUGGAAUCUAUCCACUCAAUUGAGCUUGUACAUUCGACUAUCGAUUCUCGUGGCUGUCUCAAUGACGUCACAGAUCUACAUCUCGGCCACAAUCCUCUCGAAUGAGCUCUUCCCGACUCCAAUCCGAAAUCUCGCCUUCUCAUUCCAGUCGCUCUUCAAUCGUUUCGGCGUCGUUCUGUCGCCUUUCGUUUUUUAUUUGGUUGACUACUGGGUGGCUUUACCGUUCGUCGUGAUGUGCAUCACCGCCUCGAUCGACAUUGUUACAUGGCAUUUCUUGCUGCCCGAGACGAAAAAUCAGCCAAUGGUGGAACACAUGCCAAAGACGAAGAAAAGAAACAUGGAAAAAGAGCUGCGGCUCGUUUCGAAUGCAGCU